Molecule: messenger RNA, 669 nt
Organism: Stylophora pistillata
Lineage: Eukaryota; Metazoa; Cnidaria; Anthozoa; Scleractinia; Pocilloporidae
Source: RefSeq, a predicted model, not a curated record
UUUAUUUCUCAAAGAGUCGACUACCAACAUAGCUAAGGCUCAAGUUAAUAUGUACAAUGCCAUGCCACUGCUGUGUUCCUUCACGGACUACUAGGGGAUAUCGCGACGUAAACGGUUAAUAAAUAUCCUACUUCAAGUUUCCCAAAAAAAAACUCGCGAGAAAGCAAUGGCUUCAUGCAAUCCGUCGAGAGGAAGGAAAAAGCUUCAAAGUCUUGGACUCAACCAUGGUCUGCUCGCUCCAUUUUGAAAUGGAAGACUUGAAGAAAAGUAUUGCGGGAAAAAUAUGCCUUCAAACCAAUGCUGUACUUCGCCGCGCAAAAGGAAACCUCCACCUCAAAGAUUCAUUGGUAAAGCAACUACUCAUCAAUCAUCCAGGGCUUUAUUCAUGGUGUGCACACUCGGAAAGCAGCGUAAAUGAUAAAUCGAAUGAACAGCUAGAGAGUCAGAUUACAACUGUAGAAUGUAAUGAAAAGAAUGUCGAAAAUGAGGCAAAGAGAAAAGAUAUCGAAACUCAGACCGAUUUGAUCGAGUCGAAGGUUGCAUGCAUUCAGAAUGAUCAGAGUGUUGUCGCACUUGUGAAACAGUAUAAAAUGAGAAUAGAAGAGCUCUAAAGAGAAAUAGAAAGCAUUUCAAAGAAGAAUGAGUGUUUAAAAAGUAGACUUUUUUCUA